Molecule: messenger RNA, 1052 nt
Organism: Lycium ferocissimum
Lineage: Eukaryota; Viridiplantae; Streptophyta; Magnoliopsida; Solanales; Solanaceae
Exons: 3
Coding region: 1-954 (317 amino acids)
Source: RefSeq, a predicted model, not a curated record
AUGUACAUUGGUGAUGACAAGUUCAGUAGUUAUGUUAAGGAUGCAAAUGUUGGUGAAGCAAAUUUUACCAAUUAUGGCCAAUCUUUCAAUGAAGAUGCUGAUGUAUUCACUGGCUAUGGAAAAGGGGCCAAUGGCCCACAUAUUAAUUUCAACGACGCCAGAGUUGCAGAGAAAGGCAGUACCUGGUGGCGGCGCUUGGUGUGGAGUCGCCGCCGUUACUGUUUGCUACUGGAUACUCUUGUUGGAAAGGAGACUGGCUUAGGAUGGGAUUGCGAGAAAAAGAUAAUUCAAGCGAAUUCUGAAUGGUGGAUUAGGAAGAUCAAGGAAAAUCCAAAUGUAGAAAAAUUCAGAGAAAAAGGUUUACAAUGUCGAGAGUUGAUGGAAAUGUGUUUUAAAGAUGUUGUUGCUACCGGUGAGCAUGCAUGGGCGCCAUCAUCUGGGAUUUUACCGGAUAGCAUACUUGGAAGUCGUUGGUUUCAAGAUGAGAAAGAAUUCGAGUUUGACACUCCAACGAGUAAUGAAGAGGUUAUUGUGGAUGAUUACUUAAGAAGUGACACAAGAGAAGGCUUGGAUCAGAUUAACCUAGAAGAACCAGAAUUAUUUGAAAAAAGAAACACCAAUGAAAGUGGUAACAAAACGAAAAAAAGAAAAGCAUCAUCAAUUACAACUGAAAAGGAAAAAAACAAAGUCAGUACAGGUAUAAUGAUCGCGAAAUCAAUGGAGAAAAUUGCAGAAGCUGUGCAAUUUCGUGCUGGAAUGAGUGUGGGGCCAAAAAACACUCCACUCGAUAUUCAAAGUGUUAUGGAUGUUGUCCGUAACUUGCCUGGUAUGGUUGUUCGUAGUGAACUAUGGUGGAAAGCGAGUAUGUUAUUGGUCAAGCAACCAAUGAGAGAAAUGUUUUUAGCACAGAAAGACCCACAGUCACAAUUGGAGUGGUUGGAAAAGAUACCUUAACCUCACAAGGACUAGAAAUUAAAGAUGUCAUUUUUGCUACAUUUGGAUUUUAUGUUUCUUGCAAGUUAUAAUUCGAACUUUUAUUCAUUAUUUAGAAU